Naegleria fowleri is the source of this 1239-nucleotide messenger RNA. RefSeq lists its product as uncharacterized. NCBI's taxonomy places the organism in Eukaryota, Heterolobosea, Eutetramitea, Acrasida, Naegleriidae. The coding region runs from base 1 to 1239 and encodes 412 amino acids. The record is from RefSeq and is a predicted model, not a curated record. Gene Ontology annotation, biological process: branched-chain amino acid catabolic process; response to nutrient. Gene Ontology annotation, molecular function: catalytic activity. The transcript has a single exon.
AUGAGAAGCACCUCUUCCAUGCUUUCCCGUUUCUCUCGCCAAUCACAUGCUCUGUUGGCUUCCAAAACAAACUCUCUCGCUCCGUUCUUGACAUCAUCAUCAUCAUACUUUUCGACAUGCAUGGUUUCAAAAACAAAACCAGCUCUAGAGGAAAAUAUCUAUCAAUUAGAUGAUCAAAAAAUUGAUGUGAACAAAUAUAAGAAUUUUAAAUAUGAAUUAGUAUAUCAUCACAAUGAAAAUGAAAUCAAGGUUACUGAGAGCAAUUCUACUGAAUUGAACUUGUGCAAUAGUAUCAAUAUGGCACUGAAACAAGCAAUGGAAAGAGAUCCAAAGGCAUUAGUUUUUGGUGAAGACGUGGCUUUUGGAGGUGUGUUCAGAUGUACGGUAGACUUGAAGGAGCAAUUCGGAAGAGACCGUGUUUUUAACACUCCACUUUCUGAACAAGGUAUCGUUGGAUUCGCUAUUGGUGUUGCUGCAAUGGGCCAUACCGCAAUUGCUGAGAUUCAAUUUGCUGACUAUAUUUUCCCUGCAUUCGACCAAAUCGUCAAUGAGGCUGCCAAAUACCGCUUUAGAAGUGGAAAUUUGUUUGAUGUUGGAGGAUUAACAAUUCGUACACCAAGCAGUGCUGUUGGCCAUGGUGGCCAUUACCACUCACAAUCUCCAGAGGCCUAUUUUGCACACACACCAGGCCUCAAAGUUGUCAUUCCAAGAAAUCCAUUACAAGCCAAGGGGUUGUUAUUAUCAAGUAUUGAAGAUCCAAAUCCCGUUAUUUUCUUUGAGCCAAAGAUUCUCUAUCGUUCAAGCCAAUGCUUGGUUCCAAAUGAAGCAUACAAAAUUCCAUUAGAAAAAGCAGAAAUACUAAAGGAAGGCAAAGAUGUGACUGUUAUUGGUUGGGGAAGUCAACUCUAUGUCCUUGAAAAAGCUGUCGAAAUGGCAAAAGAGGUUGGAAUCGAUUGUGAGCUAAUAGAUUUGAGAACUAUUGUGCCAUGGGACAUUGAAACUGUGGUAAACUCUGUAAAAAAGACUGGAAGAUGUGUUGUUAGUCAUGAAGCUCCAUUAACUGGAGGUUUUGGUUCUGAAAUAGCUGCCACUGUUCAAGAGAAAUGUUUCUUACAUUUAGAGUCGCCUGUUGUCCGUGUUUGUGGGUUGGACACUCCUUUCCCAUUGGUUCAUGAGAAAUAUUACAUCCCAGGAGUUGUUAAAUGUUUUGAAAUGAUCAAAAACGCAGUCAACUAUUAG